This is a messenger RNA of Octopus bimaculoides (California two-spot octopus), 917 nucleotides long. Its product is annotated as sulfotransferase 1E1. Gene Ontology annotation, molecular function: sulfotransferase activity. The record is from RefSeq and is a predicted model, not a curated record. Lineage: Eukaryota; Metazoa; Mollusca; Cephalopoda; Octopoda; Octopodidae.
AAUUUUAAUAACAGGAACCCACUGGAUCUGGGAGGUAACGAGUAUGGUCGUCAAUGGAAAAGCUGAAAGAAUUCCCAGUAUUAAAGAAGAAAAUAUGAUAGACUACAUGCUUAAAGAUCAACUAGAUUCAAAACCAUCUCCAAGGGUGCUCAACACACACUUACACCCUAAUGUUUUGCCUGAAGUAUUACUUAAGAAUAACAAAAUCAUUUUCAUCGCGCGUAACCCUAAGUCUGUGGUAGUUUCCUAUUACAGACAUAUGUGGAGUAUUGACUUAAUUCAGUAUGAUGGGAACUUCCACAGUUUCUUUGAGAUGUUCAUGGACGGAAACGUCCCCAGGGGUGAUUAUUUUGAAUACACUCGACAGUGGUGGUCAGUAAUCAAAGACAACCCCAAUGUUCUCAUAAUAACAUAUGAAGAGGCUUCGAAGGACCUUGUUAAAAUCGUAUCAUUGAUUGCAAAAUUUCUUGGCAAGAAAAUUGAUGAGCAACUGACUAAAGAUAUUGCAGAUAUGUGCACCUUUGACAGAAUGAAAAACGAGAAACCAUCUAUUAAAGAAAAUGUCCUCAAAGUAGAUUUCAAAGAUAACAGUGGAUUUUUUCGUUCAGGAAAAGUUUCUACGUGGAAAGAAUGGAUGACAGUCGCUCAAAAUGAAAGGAUGGACGCUCGAAUUCAGAAGGAACUCCUCGAGCAGGGAAUAAACUUGAAUAUUUUUUAAACCGAUGGUAGAUUCUAUACAUGGUUUAUUCGACUAUUAAUUUCUCAAAUGCUAGGAAUAUAGCAAAAAAUUAAGAAUAUAUUGAUAUACGUGUGUGUCGGCUUAUAUAUGUACGUCAUAUACUGAAAGUUUUCGCUUUCGCGAUACUUGCUGUAAGGCUACCAUACUUUGUGAAGUAAAUAAAUAAUCGUUAAUUGUU